Ictalurus punctatus (channel catfish) is the source of this 7473-nucleotide messenger RNA. It is a transcript of the gene tmem132e, whose product is annotated as transmembrane protein 132E. NCBI's taxonomy places the organism in Eukaryota, Metazoa, Chordata, Actinopteri, Siluriformes, Ictaluridae. Bases 1198 to 4410 code for a protein of 1070 amino acids. The transcript is spliced from 9 exons. The record is from RefSeq and is a predicted model, not a curated record.
ACGUGACCGAGUUCGGUCGCCACCGCUGUUUCACUCCUCUGAGGAGAUUUGUGUUGUUUUCCCCCCUCAGCGGACACCUGGAGAGGGGUUCGGGUCCCGCAAAACCAGAAACGGAAACUUAAUCGGUUCUCUGUCACCGAAAAGAUGGGAAUUAGUCACUUUUGUGUUUGUGAAGAACACACCACCGAGUAGCGACAGAAAAACCCCAACUCCCGGCUUUCACUCGUCUCUCGAGUAGUUUUUCUUUUAUAUGUGUGUAUAUCUUUGUACCGAGCAAAACACACGUUUUCAGACGUUUCCGCCAUUUUCAAAAGUGGACUUGUGUCACGGGUAGUGUUUCCACGUCGUCGGUUGUGUUCGUGGGGGAAAGUUAACGCGUUGUUAAACGGCGGUUUUAACGUCAGAACUCCGGGUUAGUUUGGAAGGAACCGCGCGUGAGGGAGUUCUGGAUUUUACCGGAUCUUAACGGAAUCUUGGAGAACUUUGGGCUACACAUACUUGUAGAGGAACGCGCACACACACACACACACACACACACGGAGUCGACUUCAUAGCGUUUCUUUCUACUGAGGCAACAACAACAACAUUGUCAGGUUUUUUUUUUUUCACCUCACAGCAAAAUGAGCCGUUAUUUUGUCCGGCUUUACACGGACUAGCUAAGCUAACCUUCCCCCGCUUUAGUUGUUUAUUUUUUCCCCCCUUCUUUUUUCUUUCUCUCAGCUAAUUAUUUGUCUUCCUCAGCUGUGCCUCAGGGGUGACGAGGCCCCUCGGGGAGCUGCUUGCGGUGUCAAAUCUCUGCUCGUGCUAACGCAUAGCCGCGCGCGCGGGCACGGAGACGCGCGUGGUACGCGGCGCGUGAGCACUCUCCUGAAGAAGACGCGCUGUGAAGAGAGAGAGAGAGGCGCGCGGCGGUAUCAGGAGCUGGAUACCUGUUAACUUUUCUGUCUGCGUGCGUGCGUGCGCGUGUGUGUAUGUGUGGUUGAGAGUGUGUGGCUCGUAGCCGCGGGAAGAGCUUCGUGGUCACUGUUCGGCAUUCCGUAAUGGACGCGAAAGCCUUCGGUCAAGUUUUUCACCGUCCUGUUCUUGCGGUAUCUUGCACAGGCUCGGAUACCGGACUGUAACCGAGUCGCAACCGGAAUAUCUCGGAGGCGAACAGCGUUCAUUUAUCGCCAAGCGGAUUUAUACAGGACAAGUACGAUGUCAUUUGCACGGGUCUGCUUGGGAGCUCUGCUGCUGUGGACGAUUGUUUCUGAUGUUGCAGGUAAAGUUUCACCCACCAACUAUGAUGCCCUACUCAAUGUCCCUGCUGCUACUGCCACCUCCAGCCCCCCAGACCUCUAUCUUCCUGCCAGCUUCAAGCUCUCCAACACCCAACUGGCCUUCUUUCUUGAAGAGAGCCGAACUCCAGUCCGAAAUGUCCCUUACGGCCACCCCUUGCAUCGUUCUGAGAGCUUUGUGGUCUUUCAGACCAGGGAGUUACCCUCAGUCAACAUCUCUCUGGGUCCUUUCACCCAGGACCAGACUCUUUCCAAAGAUCUUUUACAGCCUUCAAGUCCCCUGGACAUCCCGGGUAGGCUGACAGUCAACUGGAAGGUGCGAGCCUUUAUCGUACAGUCUAAGGUCUUCGCAAGCAACCCAGUGGUCCAGGUGCUGUUUUACAUUGCAGGCCGGGACUGGGAUGACUUCAAGGUCCAGGACAAGCUGCCUUGUGUGAGGUUACAUGCCUUCCGGGAUGUUCGGGAGAUCAAGACUUCUUGCAGACUCCAGGGUAACUUGGCACAGUGCUUGGCCCAGCUGGACCUUCCUUCUACAUGGUUCAAUGUCAACGUGGCACCUUUGGGACGCAGGAAGCCCUCAGUCGCAGACGUUCUGGAGAUGACCGGGGAAACCCUCCAGGCGGAGCUCUACUACACCCUCCAUGAUCCGGACAGCAAAGGGGAGUGUGGCGAAAGUUACCCCAGGCGAGGAGGAGGGUCCAGGGCGGAGAGCACAUCCCAGCAACCACUACUUCGGAUUGGGAGCAUCAGCCUGUACCAGCCCAGUCAGGAGCAACUAGUAGUGGACAAGCAACUGGACAAGAACCUCUUCUUGAGGCUUCCUGACAAACCGUUAAAGCCUGGCGAGACUCUCAACAUCUACCUGUACUUGGUGCCAAACUCAACAGUGGAACAGUUCACGCUCAAGGUGAAAGCGAAGAAGGGGGUGAAUCUCCUCAGCACAAAGUCGAAGAGCAGCCAGUGGAAGGUGGACUCGGAGGUGCAGUCCGGAGCCAAGCACUCCAUCGCUACGGUGGAAGUCAGCAAGAUGAAAGGUGUUUCUGGCGAUGUGACUGCCAGCCUUGAAAUCAUGCAGCUGGAUUUUGAAAUGGAGAACUUCACGAGCCAGUCGGUAACCAGGAGAAUCAACUGGAACAUUGAUUACCGUGGCCAGAAUCCGCCUCCAGAUUCGGACAAGGUGGUGACCGAGUUGACGGUGGUGCAGAAGGAUAUUCAGGCCAUCAUACCGUUAUCUAUGGACACAGAGAUCAUCAACACAGCCGUUCUGACCGGCCGGACCGUCGCCAUCCCGGUCAAAGUCGUCUCCAUAGAACUCAGUGGGAUGGUCACAGACAUCUCCUCGUUCGUUGAGUGCAAGUCGUCCAACGAGGACAUCAUCAAGGUGUCCAUGAACUGUGACUAUGUGUACGUGAAUGGUAAGGAGACUCGGGGCUCUAUGAAUGCACGUGUGAUCUUCAGUUACGAGCACCUGAACGCCCCUCUGGAGCUCACUGUGUGGGUGCCCAAGCUGCCUCUAAACCUCCAGCUCUCUGAUAACAGCCUUAGCUUUAUCAAAGGAUGGAGGGUCCCAAUCCUGCCUGACCGCAGGUCGACACGUGACAGUGAUGACGAUGACGAUGAUGAGAGGAAGGUGAGCCGUGGCUGCACGCUGCAGUACCAGCGAGCCCAGGUGAAGGUUCUCACCCAGUUCCACACUACCUCCAGCGAGGGCACCAACCAGGUGAUUACUAUGCUGGGGCCUGACUGGCAGGUGGAUGUCACCGACCUGGUGCAGGACUCGCUUAAAAUUGUGGAUCCCCGUGUGGCGGAGUUAGUGGAUCACACCGUGUUGGUGGCCCUGGAGCAGGGAACUACCAUACUGAAGGUUGAAUCCCCACUGGCGGUGGAGGCCAUGUUGGGCGAGGUACCGUUCUCUGUACUGGAUGAUAAAGUUUCCAUAAUGGAUCUGCGUGUCCACGCUAUUUCUGGACUCAGCCUGAGUCUCCAGCCCAGCCCAGGAAACAGUCACACCAUGGUGGCAAAGGCAACAGGGCUACAGACGCUCUCCACUCUUAAACAGGAAGCCAGUCUCUCCAUUUGGGCUUACUUCAGCGACAACACAGCAGCCCCUCUAAGCAUAUAUGACCCCAAGGAUUACAACCUUAAUGCUUCCACACUGGACGACAAGGUGGCCUCCAUUUCUCAGGAGCCUCAGCAAAGGUGGCCGGUCAUCGUUGCAGAGGGGGAGGGAUCCGGGGAGCUCGUACGUGUGGAAAUGACCAUAUGUGAAGCCUGCCAGAAGACUAAACGAAAGAGCGUAAUCGCUUCUUCUCCAGUUCAUGUGAAAGUGCGGUUUGGGCCUGACGAGGACUCGGAAGAGGAAGAGGUAGAGGUGGAGUUGGAGCCUAAAGUGCCACUCAACACAAGGAGACCGAGCCUCGAUCCUAACACGGGUGGUACUGGAUACGAGCCAUCAAAUGAGCAGCCUGCAAGCGUGCCAAUUGACUAUACCAAUUUCCCUACUAUCAGUAACCAGGAUCGGCCAACUGUGGAGGAAGGGGGUGAGGAAGAGGAGUUUACCCACUCGCCUCGCAAUAUGACCGACUUGGAGAUUGGGAUGUAUGCCCUCUUGGGAGUUUUUUGCCUGGCCAUUCUGGUCUUCUUGAUCAACUGCAUUGUGUUUGUCCUCAAGUACCGCCACAAGCGAAUCCCACCUGAAGGUCAAGCCAACAUGGACCACUCCCACCACUGGGUGUUCCUAGGAAACGGGCAGCCCUUACAAGCUCAGAGCGACCUUUCACCCCAGACAGCAGAAAGUCCAAGUAAUCCUUUGGAAGGGCCACAGACUUGCUGCCAUGGAGAUCACCACAGCAGUGGCAGCUCCCAGACAAGUGUGCAAAGCCAAGUGCACGGGCGAGGAGAUGGCAGCUCAGGCGGCUCCACCAAGGAGCAUGGCGAAGAUGCAAGUUCUCCCACAUCCAAGCGCAAACGAGUGAAAUUCACCACCUUCACCACACUUCCUGCUGACGAGCUGCCCUACAACUCAAUCCCCAUCGCAGACGACGAUGAUAUCCAGUGGGUGUGUCAGGACAUGGGGUUCCAGGACCCUGAAGAACUACACGACUACAUGCGCAGGAUAAAAGAAAUAGCCUAAUGGUGGCUUUGGGAUUUCUUAAACAAACCUUUCCUUUCUAAUCUUCUCCCCCCCCCCCCCCCCCCUCACUCUUAAGAAUUUAUCUUUUCACACGAAUGGAGAAUGUGACCAAGGGCCUCCUGUCCUGUUUCUCCGGGGUGAUACUUUGCACAGUGCUCUUGCUCUUUUAAACGUUCACGUUUUUGGAACUGUUGCUUAAAAACUGUGGAUGGAAAGCCAAAUACGAGACUAGGUGAUCUUUUACAUCGCUAGCACAAAUGGCUUUAGAGUGUAUGUCAGUCUUUCUCAGGCAAAGAGGACAUACAAUUUUGAAGGGAACACACAGACUUUUGAGUUCUGAGCAGUGGUGUCAAAAUGGAUUCCUCAAUUACUUCAUCAGUCUGGUUGGGAGACGGUAUGGGUCACCCUUCUGUGGACAGGAUAUUUCUCAGAAUAAUGCCACACUGUGUCCGUAGUUGUUUGGUCUUUUGUUUUGGGGUUUUUUUUGUUUGUUUUUUGUUUUUUUUGGGGGGGGGUUCUCUUUUUCAAACAUCCAAGUAUUCUCCAACAAAGAGGCCUUUGUAGUGCAGAUUUCCAUUGUACUCAGAGAAAGGUAUUUCAGGAGGGGUCGUCUUCACGUCAUCAUUGGCAAUCUAAUUCAGUAAAUAUCAAAGACCAUAGAGCAUUGUGGCUAGUGUUGACAAAUAUUGUCUCUCUCUUCCAUUUUUCAUCAUCAUCUUUGUGCCACAUUAUUUUUUUUAUGAUUAUUAUUAUUACGUUUUGUGUGUGUAGCAUUUUCUACAUCAUACUACGUCCAUUUGGCAUGACAUCUCCGGUUCACUCAUUUUCCUGGUAAAGUCAGAUGCCUUAUUAAAUCACUUUUAAUCAUCACAACCUUUGUGUUGACACCAUGUUUGUUUACAUCCCAAAGGGCCAAUGCAAAAUGGGUAACUACCCAGACUACUGUGUGUAAUUGAAAUUGAUAUUAGCAGAGGCGAAGGAAGCCGCUUUAUAUGUUAUGACAUUAAAAUAUCUUCAUAUCUCCAGCAUUCGUAUGCAUGAAAGGAGAGUCUGAGACACAGCCAGCUGUUAUUCCCCCCCGAUUUGUAAAUGUGUGUCUUGUGAUAAUUAUCUAAUCAUACAUACAUACAUACAUUCAUAAAGAACAGUAGAGGACAUAUAAUGUUGUGACAUGCUUUACAUGCAUGCAGUUCCAGACACUUUGCCUCGUGUACAUACCAUAUUAUUGUCUCCUGACGCUCAUCGUUAAUUCACCUUCAUGUUUCAGUUCUCCUCGAGAGAGGAUAGAUACAGAGGGGUUGACAUCUAUGGGUUUAGCCUUAGCAUUUACUUAAAAUUUGCCUGGUGGAAAAGCUAAUUCACUGAAGGGGAAAGGAAGCGGGACGUGAAAGAAGCGCAUUUGCUUCUGGUAGCGUUUACUUUCGCUUCAUGGCAACUUUAUCUAUGUGAACUGUUUUGUGCGUCAAUUAAAAAAAAAAGAGGACGGGGUUGAGCCAUCUCAUAUACCAACAUACAUGCUAAAGUUUUUGUGAUAAAUUAAUUCUCUCUCUCUCUCUCUCGUAUUUUCCUGUUAGCAAGGUUGGUACCUCUGUAGCGAUUUGUCAGUCAUUUCAAUCUCUCUUUUUUUCCCCAUUAUAGUUCAUGAAAUGAAAUAAAAAUGAAUGCUAAUUAAAACAGAAGAAGGCUACAGAUGUGUGAAUCUGUGCUGUAGAUAAAUAAAAUUGUGUUCACUAAUUUUUAUUUUUAUUGCGAAAUUGUUUACUCUUAUUUAUACCAGUUGUUUGUUCAUGUUGAUUUUUUUUUUUUAAUUAUUAAAAUAAGACUGGGCGUAAUGCAUUAUUAUGUUUGCCUUUUUUACACUAGUAAAUGCCAGUUGUUGGUAAAAACACAAAAAUUACGCCUUGUUAUAUCUCUUUAGUUAUUUACAUAUUUGCAACUUUAUUGAUACACUGAUUAUAUAGAUGCAGUAGUUUUUUGUUUUUUUUAAAAAGCACACAUUAAAGUUAAUGUACGCACUGAAACUGCGAUUUACUAGUGUAGAAAUGUUUUUGUUUGAGUUUCGUAGGUUGGGGACUGACUGUUUCUAGGGAUUAUGAUUUUGGAACGUUCCCCUCAUUUUCAGACAUUCGUUCACAAACACACAUUCCUUUCUCCAUCGUGUGUAACUCAUGUCUGGCUCACGUACAGUAAGAAAUGACUGGAACAUGACUAAAUGUAUGUGUGUCAUUUUGUUUAUUUGUUGGAUUUAUCCUGGCUAAACAGUGACCUUUUGCACUGAAGCUCAGAAUCACAGAGGACCCGAUCCUGACCCCUGCAGCACCUCCUAAACUACAAUCACAGCAACCCCAGUCUUUUUAAUUCAAGAUUUAUAUUAAAAGUAUGUACUGGAGCUCAUGGAAUUUAUGUAAGUUAUGAAAAUGAAACAGGUCAUCCUGUAUAUUUUUCUUUCUAUUUUUCCAAAUAACACAUUUCCGAGGUUUUACCCGUUAAGUGUCAGUAAGAUAUUUGGGAUUCCGACCCAAAGCAAUUCACACGUACAGCAAUGGUGGCUCAGGAUGAAUGUAAAUUCAAAAUGGAGUAACAUGUCCAGUGUAUUACUACGGUCAACAACUAGGGCGCUAAUGCUUAAUAAAUGUACCGGCAAGUUUCUAGUAGCAACUCACACAAGCUGGUUUUUCUUUAAUAAUUCAGUUCGAUGUCACCAACGAAAGAAUGUUACCAACUUUUUGCAUUUCAUAUUGUUUCUUUCAUGUAUGCACAUGUGCAAAUAUGUAUGCACAUGUGUUUGCCGUUUUGAAACCAGUGUCAUUUUUUUAAAAGGAGGUGCUACUAGGUCUUUGCCAUGACCUCAUCAUCUGAUGUGGACUUGUACGUUAAGCUCGACUCCAUGGGAACCCGCUACAGCACGGAAAUGGCAGUGCUGUUCUGCCUCACUCUUAAAAUGUACAGAGCACUGUUAUGACUUCCUGUAUUUUCCUGGAUUAAAAAAAUAUAUAAAAAUCAAACCCCCUUGUAUUCCCCACUUAUAUGUAAGUACUUACGAAAAUACAAUACAGAAACCUU